UGUGUUACGGGCAUGUAACAAUAAUUUUUGGUAUAAUACUGUAGUAUUAGCUUUACACUUUGAAAUAAACUAAGAAGAAUUCUUUGCUUGGAAAAGCUGUACUGUUUAUGUCUAAGCUAGCUAACUUUAGCUAACCGUUUAGCUAGCAGGUGGGCUAGCAUGUCAUACUUGAGUGUAAUUUGAAGUCUAGCUAAGCCUGAACAGUCGUAUAACAUCAUGUUAACCCCGCAGAAGGAGGGGAUGCCCAGUAUGAUAGACAGGGCGCUGAGGAUGAGGAGGGAAGAGCAGGCUCGUCAGAUAGUCCUGGCCUGGGCUGUGCUCAACAUGUCCCUAGCAGGCAUGAUCUACACUGAGAUGUCAGGGAAACUGCUGAGCCGAUACUACAACGUCACUUACUGGCCUAUAUGGUACAUCGAACUGGUGCUAGCCUCUGUAUUUAGCCUCAAUGCUCUUUUUGACUUUUGGAAGUAUUUCAAAUACACAAUGUCUCCCUCCACCAUCGCUGUAUCUCCUGGGCAGCAUCGACUCCUGGGUCUGAGAAACACGAGUAUUCAGGCCUCUCCGCCCCAAAAGCCAGAAAAAAAGGAGACCCCUGCUCCAGCCCAGUCGUCUCCACUGCAGGGGCAAAGCGUGCUGAGCUUCAGCCCUUCGCGGCCGGCCACCACCAGCCCAAAGUUCUCCCCUAGCUGUGUACCUGGGUACAGCCCUCCUCUCAGCAACCCAUCAACUCCAAGCAGCGCGGGAGGGCCCUUUUCCCCCUCAGUGGCCUUUGGAAAGGUGUUGAACUACAGUACCUCUCCUGCCUCCUCUCCAUACGCCAGCAGCAUCGGACCGGCAGAAGGCUCGAGCUUGAGAGCUCGAUAUCGCACAUCCCCUUCAGUGUUUAACUCCCCUGGAAGUAAGGAGGACUACAUGGAGGAUCUGAAAAGCCUGGAGAGGUUCCUCCGAGUAGAGGAGGAGAAGAGUCACCGUAGCCAACUAGGGAGUCCAGAGGCUGUGUCUCCGAACCACAGCCCGACAUUUUGGAACUACAACCGCUCGGUGGGUGAUUACGCCCAGAGCCUUAGGAAGUUCCUGUACCAGCCAGCCUGCCGCUCGCAGGCCCCAUCGGCCCACAAGGAUGAGACGGACUUGGGCUCCAAACAAGCUGCAGAAGAGGUGUGGGCCAGGAUCACAACCAGCCGCCCUGUAGUAGACAGCAUUGACAGCUGGACAGCCAAGCUUAGAAAUUGGAUAAGUGACACCAUCUUGGUCCCGCUGGUCAAGGAAAUAGACUCUGUCAACAGCCAGCUCAGGCGGAUGGGCUGCCCUGAGCUCCAGAUAGGAGAGGCCAGCAUAAGCAGCCUGAAGCAGGCAGCAGUGAUGAAAGCCUCCUCCAUCCCCACCAUGAACUCUAUCGUUCAGUACCUGGACAUCACUCCCAACCAGGAGUAUCUAGUUGAGCGCAUAAAAGAGCUGGCCCACAGCGGCUGCAUGAGCUCGUUCCGCUGGAAUAGUGGUGGAGAUCUGAAGAGCAGGAAGUGGGACACGGACCUCCCCUCUGACUGUGCUAUCCUCAUGCAUGUAUUUUGUACGUAUUUGGACUCAAGACUACCCCCGCAUCCAAAGUACCCAGACGGGAAGACGUUCACUGCUCAACACUUCAGCCACACCCCAGACAAACCUGAUGUUACCAAGGAGAACCUCUUCUGCAUCCACCAAAGCAGCACCACUCCCCCUCACUACCAGCUCAUCUACCAGGGACAUAUCUACAGUCUACCCAAGGGCAGGAACAACUUGUUCCACACAAUCCUCAUGUUCCUGUAUGUUAUUAAGACUAAGGAGUCAGGGAUGCUGGGGAGAGUUAAUCUUGGCCUCUCUGGGGUCAACAUUUUGUGGAUAUUCAAAGACUGAGGCGUCGUGCUUUGGAAGCAACACAAACCUUCACGUGGAUUUUUUUCCCACGAUGCUGUGUGGCUGCUCUGAUAGGAAUCCCACCUCGACUUAAGGACUGUUCUUUCAAGGGCAUUUUGGGAAAGCAGCACUUAAUUUUUUUGGACAUUUUCUCAAUUUUUGGUAGACAAAUUGCCAACGAUCUGUAUUAUCAUUGACAUUUUAAGUAUGUGACACCACAGUGUGCUUAUGAUACAGUAAAGAGUUGUAUUUUUUAACAUUGUUUGGUUUUCUGAUUUUGUAUUUUGAGAAUGUAUCAGCAUGGCAGCCUUGUGGAUAAUAUACCUCAGAUUUAUCUGGUGGGUGGUGAAGGGCUCAGACCCAUUUAGCACAAAUGUGGAUACAGUAUGAUUGGACUUGACUUUUUCUUUCUAUUUCUGGUAUGCUGUUUUGUUUUUGUUUUUCGUUUUGUUCCUGUAGUUCAAUGAAUGUCUGCUGCAGCAAAGAUGCUCCUGGCAUGCUUGAAGUUGGUCACCCACAGAAAUGAGACUUCUGAAAAUGGAAGCAAUGCACAAAAAAAAACAAAAAACAAAACUGAUGUACUCCCAGUAAGCUGUGAUGCAACCCAACUAUGUAAAGUGUGAAUCGUUUUGAUAAGUGAUGAAGAACAGAUGAGAAGCCUUUUCAAUUACCAAACUUUUUCUGAAUUAUCGUAUUUUACAAAAUGGACCCGAAUGCCAUUUAUCUUUAUUGCUUGUAUUAGCCAUCAGUCAGGUUUCAGGCCUAAUGCAUUUUUGUUGGUUUUCAAUAACGCCCUUUUACAAAUGUCUCAUGAGUUCAAAAUAAAAGGACAGAAAAAAA
This is a messenger RNA of Acanthopagrus latus (yellowfin seabream), 2733 nucleotides long. RefSeq names its product transmembrane protein 209 (gene tmem209). NCBI's taxonomy places the organism in Eukaryota, Metazoa, Chordata, Actinopteri, Spariformes, Sparidae. The coding region runs from base 217 to 1893 and encodes 558 amino acids. The record is from RefSeq and is a predicted model, not a curated record. Gene Ontology annotation, cellular component: membrane. The transcript has 15 exons.